This is a messenger RNA of Sorex araneus (European shrew), 3429 nucleotides long. RefSeq names its product protocadherin gamma-A8-like. The coding region runs from base 867 to 3338 and encodes 823 amino acids. The record is from RefSeq and is a predicted model, not a curated record. Gene Ontology annotation, cellular component: plasma membrane. Lineage: Eukaryota; Metazoa; Chordata; Mammalia; Eulipotyphla; Soricidae. Gene Ontology annotation, biological process: homophilic cell-cell adhesion. Gene Ontology annotation, molecular function: calcium ion binding. The transcript has a single exon.
UUAAAGAAAACUUACUAUAAUGAUUAGUUUAAAACAAAUAAAACACCUACUAAUCAGUUAUCUCCAGUAUAUCUACUUUAGUGUAAAAAUUUUUCAGUAACAACUUUAGCUCUUAAAUAGUUCUUAAAAUCUGUAGAGCAUAGAUUUUUAAGGAGAGUUAUAAUUAGGAUUUUAUUGAAUAUUAAAUAAAAUAUUUAGGUGGAAGGUGUAAUCUAGAAAUUUGAAUAAGUAAAGAACUCAUAAAUACGGUCAUAUAAUAACAUUUGGAAGGUUUUAGCCAUACUGUAAUCUAGAAUUAUUGGCAAUAAAUUUUGUUGUUUAUAUUCUUAUUUUCAAGGGUUGGGUCAAAGGGAUACUCGGGAACUACUCUGGCCUGGUGCUAGGAGGCCAUUCCUAGCUGUGCUCAGGGGAUCAUAUAUGUUGCUGGGGACCUAAAUUGGGUUAGUUGAAUGCAAGGCAAGUAUCUUAACAGCUAUACCUCUGACUUCUUGUUUGUUUAAACAAAUCUCACAUUGGUCAAAAUAUUAUAAAAUUUUAGGAAUUAUUCUCCUCCCCAUUGAUAUCUUUGAAAUAUGAUUCAGUAACAAAUGUAAAACAAAGUUUUUUAAAAAGGAGUAGGGCUACUUAGGAGCAUAAAUGGAUGCAGUAACUGCUUGGGACUCUAAGCGGCGCUGUUUAUCUACUUGGAGAAAAUGUAACCAAACACCACCCGGAUACUCACAUCGGCUCCUAGCAAACACCAGCAGAUCUCACAAGCCAACGCGGGGUUGCAGUGAGACUCCAUCCCUAAAUUGGGAGCCGCACCUGCGUUCCGUAAGACUAUAUUCACAGAUGCAGCCAAAAGGUAAAGAAGAUAUAUUUACCUAAUGAAAAUUCUGACAAGAUUCCGUUGCGCAAGAACAAUGGCCGGCCCAAAUUCUUACCGAGGGCGCGGAGACGCGGUCCUGCUGUGCGCGCUCCUGGGCACUCUGUGGGAGAUCGGGAGGGGACAGAUGCACUAUUCCGUGCCUGAAGAAAGCGACAAAGGAUCCUUUGUGGGGAAUAUCUCCAAGGACCUGGGGCUGGAGUCACAGGACCUGGCGAAGCAAGGAGUCCGCAUCGUCUCCAGAGGUAGGACGCAGCUCUUUGCUCUCAAUCCGCGAACGGGCAGCCUGGUCACCGCGGGCAGGAUAGACAGGGAGGAGCUCUGCGCCCAGAGCGCGCCUUGUCUGAUUGACUUUAAAGUCCUGGUUGAAGAGAGAGUGCAACUUUAUGGAAUAGAAAUCGAAGUAACUGAUGUGAAUGACAAUGCCCCAAAAUUUCAGGCCGGAAGUCUGGAAGUGAAAAUUAACGAAAUCGCUGCCCCAGGCACAAGAUAUCCUCUCCCAGAGGCGGUUGACCAGGAUGUGGGAAUGAAUUCCUUGCAGAGCUACCAACUGAGCCCCAACAACCACUUCUCCCUGGAUGUGCAGACCAGAGAGGAUGGGACUCUUAACCCAGAGCUGGUGCUGGAGCGCGCCCUGGACCGCGAGGAAGAGGCUGCUCACCACCUGGUUCUCAUCGCUUCUGAUGGUGGAGAGCCACGUCGUUCCAGCACACUUAACAUCCAGGUGACCGUACAGGACAACAAUGACAAUGCUCCAGUUUUUGCUCAACCAAUUUACCGAGUGAAAGUUCCAGAGAGCGUGCCCCCAGGCACCAGGUUGCUUACUGUAAGAGCUAGUGACCUGGAUGAGGGGACCAAUGGAGAAGUAACAUAUAAAUUCUUGAAAAUUAACGAAAAACAAUCAUCACUGUUCCAACUAAAUGAACAUACUGGGGAGAUAUCAAUACAAAAGAGCUUGGAUUAUGAAGAAUGUACAUUUUAUGAAAUGGAAAUACAAGCUGAAGAUGUGGGUGCACUUUGGGGGCGGACUAAAGUGCUCAUUUCUGUGGAAGAUGUGAAUGACAAUAAGCCAGAAAUCAUCUUUACAUCUCUGUUUAGUCCAGUCUUGGAAAAUACUCUUCCUGGGACAGUAAUUGCUUUCUUAAAUGUGCAUGACCUAGACUCUGGGAAAAAUGGCCAAGUUGUCUGUUACAUAAGUGAUAAUUUGCCUUUUCAAUUAGAAAAAUCAAUAGAUAAUUAUUACAGGCUGGUGACACGAAAGUAUUUGGACCGAGAAAAAAUCUCUGUCUACAAUAUCACAGUGAUGGCCUCGGAUCUAGGAACUCCACCACUGUCUACUGAAGCGUCUAUCACCCUGCAUGUGGCAGAUACCAAUGAUAACCCACCCACGUUUACUCAGGCCUCGUACUCGGCAUAUAUCCCAGAAAACAAUCCCAGAGGUGCUUCCAUCUUCUCUGUGAUGGCCCAUGACCCCGACAGUGACAGAAAUGCUCAGGUCACGUAUUCUUUGACUGAAGAAGCCAUCAUGGGGGCACCUCUCUCUUCCUAUGUCUCCAUCAACUCAGAUACUGGUGUCCUGUAUGCUCUGAACUCUUUUGACUAUGAAGAGAUCAGAGAGCUGCAGCUCCAGGUGACAGCCAGCGACAACGGGGAUCCUCCACUCAGCAGCAACGUAUCUCUGAGCAUAUUUGUGCUGGACCAAAAUGACAACGCUCCUGAGAUCCUGUACCCCACACUUCCCAUGGAUGAUUCCACUGGGGUGGAACUGGCCCCUCUCUCCGCAGAACCUGGUUACCUGGUGACCAAGGUGGUGGCAGUGGAUAGAGACUCAGGCCAGAACGCCUGGCUGUCCUACCGCCUGCUGAAGGCCAGCGAGCCAGGGCUGUUCGCUGUGGGGCUGCACACUGGCGAGGUGCGCACUGCGCGUGCCCUGCUGGACAGAGAUGCCCUCAAGCAGAGCUUGGUGGUGGGGGUCCAGGACCACGGGCGGCCCCCUCUGUCGGCCACAGUCACGCUCACCGUGGCCAUUGCAGACAGCAUCCCUGAUGUGCUGGCAGACCUGGGCAGCAUCAGUGCUCCCACCCAGCAGGACGACUCGGACCUCACUCUCUACCUGGUGGUGGCAGUGGCCGUGGUCUCCUGUGUCUUCCUGGCCUUCGUCAUUGUGCUGCUGACACUUAGACUGUGGCGGUGUAGGAAAUCAAGUCUACUCCAGGCUUCAGAUGUUGGAUUUGUAGGCCUUCCAGCUUCCAACUUCCUGGGGGUGGAUGGAGUACAGGCUUUCCUGCAGACCUACUCCCAUGAGGUGUCCCUGACUGCGGAUUCUCGAAAGAGUCACCUGAUCUUCCCACAGCCCAAUUAUGCAGACACGCUCAUCAGCCAUGAGAGCUGUGAGAAAAAUGAUUCCUUGUUAACAUCCAUAGAUUUUCACGAAUGUCAGGAUAAAGGUCCUUCAGUUCAGCAGGUGAGUUAAACUUUUUUUUUAACUCAGAAGCCUUUGAAGAAUAAAUUUGUAUUUUGAAAUAUAUAAUAAUGAAGGGAUCUGAAAAUAUUUUCCGGGAGGA